Messenger RNA from Misgurnus anguillicaudatus (oriental weatherfish), 1575 nucleotides. RefSeq names its product distal-less homeobox 3b (gene dlx3b). Gene Ontology annotation, biological process: embryo development; regulation of transcription by RNA polymerase II; epithelial cell differentiation. Gene Ontology annotation, molecular function: RNA polymerase II cis-regulatory region sequence-specific DNA binding; DNA-binding transcription factor activity, RNA polymerase II-specific. The record is from RefSeq and is a predicted model, not a curated record. NCBI's taxonomy places the organism in Eukaryota, Metazoa, Chordata, Actinopteri, Cypriniformes, Cobitidae.
UGAUCUCUACCAUUGCCUUCAGUUCUUCAGUCGAGGAAGUUAGAGAAGACAGCCCUUGGUGGAUUUUCACCCUGAACUCCGUGUGCAUGAUUUUUUCAAUUCUGCCCUGGAAAUAGCAGUGGACGAUCGUCUGUUUUUUUCUUCUGAAAGGGACACGACCCCACGAUGAGUGGACCGACAUAUGACAGGAAGAUAUCCGGUAUUUCAACCGAUCUUUCGGGCUCUAUGAGCUGCCACCCGACUUCUAAAGACUCUCCGACUCUUCCAGAGUCCACGGCUACAGAUAUGGGUUAUUACAGCAGUCAUCACGAAUAUUAUCAGAGUCCUCCGUACCCCCAGCAGAUGAAUUCAUAUCACCAGUUUAAUCUGUCUGGGAUGGGGAGCUCAGCAGGACCUUACCCCACCAAGACAGAGUACCCUUACGGCAAUACUUACAGACAAUACGGACAUUACACCAGAGACCUGCAGACGCCACCCCAAACUGCAGUCAAAGAAGAACCAGAGACGGAGGUUCGGAUGGUAAAUGGAAAACCGAAAAAGAUUCGCAAGCCGCGAACCAUUUACUCAAGUUAUCAGCUCGCCGCGCUGCAGCGCCGCUUCCAGAAGGCACAAUACCUGGCGCUCCCGGAGCGCGCAGAACUCGCCGCACAACUCGGCCUCACACAGACACAGGUCAAAAUCUGGUUCCAGAACCGGAGAUCCAAGUUCAAGAAACUUUACAAAAAUGGCGAGGUUCCCCUGGAGCACAGUCCGAACGCCAGCGACUCCAUGGCCUGCAACUCUCCUCCAUCACCGGCUGUUUGGGACAAUAGCGCGCACUCGAGCCAGGUCAACCGGGGCCAGAUCCCCCAGCCACCCCUCAGUUCUACACCCCCCUACAUGGAAGAUUACAGUAAUCACUGGUAUCCGCAGGGGUCACAUUUACAGCAUCCAGUGCACCACCCGGGACCACCACAGAGCGUGGGGGCCGUGUAUUAACAGACACUGAUGGAAGAGUGGCAAAAAGACAAUACAGACGCCGCAGAAAUACGCUGAGAGAGACUCUGGCAGUACCUGGAGCGAGACAGCACACUUGUGUUGCAACUUUAUUGACUCUUUAACGCAUGUUGAGCGCGUAUCUGUCGAUAAGUUGUGUUAAAUGUUUCAGUGUGUCCCGGCUACUCAGACCUAUUUCAGAUACGCGUAGGUUUGACAAUGUCAAGGAAGUUUGCGUGCUUUUAAAUUAUUUUAUUUCCUUUAUUAUUCAUGUUUGCUUCUUCAUUGAAAGGCGAAUAUUAAAAUGUUUUUAUUAAAGAGCGAGUGAAGCCCAAAUGUUUAGCUGCAGCCCACGCGUCGUGCUACAAAGGUGGGCUGCUGGUGUGGCGCGCGUCACAGACUCAGGAUAUAGGCUAAGUUAUAUAGACUUGUACAAAAUGUUGAAAGCUGUAAAUAUGUGUUUAAAUAAAACAGAACCACUAAAUUCGUGUUCUUUUGAAAGAUAAAGACUGCACGGUGGUGCUAGAAUCCUUUUAUAUUCAUGUAAGUAGUUAUUGUUAUUCUGUCAAAUAAAAAAAUGCGAAUUAAAAGUUGUUUCAC